CACUUUUCGGAGCUGCUCCCCCUCGUGAAGCAGCAGAGGCGUGCUGCUGUCUUUCUCCGCAGAGUGGGGACUCAGCCCGGCCAGAGAGGGCUCAACACAAGAGAGGAGGGUCAAAAAAUAAAGUACAGACCGCAAUGGGGGACGAGCUGAACCGCAGAGAAAAGAGGACGGUCGCUUAAUUUGCCUGUGUUAUGAACGGCAUGCGGGAGAAACACACGACAGUUUAGGUGAUUUCACAUCAAAAACGUUAACGACCAACGGUCGGAAGUACCUGAAUACCUGCAGUGUGUUUCGCUCCAACGGUAGCCUCGACUCGGUGACAUUGAGAGACAGAGAGAGGGGGGUAGAGAGACUACAAGACGGGGCAGGAGAAAGUUUCUCAAGCUUGGCGCAGACACAGCGGUUAAACAAUGCGGCUGACCCCGACAAAUUCCCUUUCAUCGGCAGCCCUGCUAAUCCUGCUGGUUGUCCGCUGGUCCGACAGCAUUUCGUUGUCUCCCCAAGAGGCGAACCAGUUUCUGAGCAGACACAGGAGAGCAAAUCAAGUUUUCGAGGAGACGAAGCAAGGACACUUGGAGAGGGAGUGUGUGGAAGAAAAGUGCUCCAAAGAGGAGGCUAGAGAAGUGUUUGAAAACGACCCGGAGACGGACUACUUCUAUCCUAAGUAUUUAGCCUGUGUGGAGAAGUUUGGAGAUGCUGAAAAGAAGAAACAGGAUCUGAUUACAUGUGUCCACAAUAUUCCAGAUCAGUGCUCUCCUUCUCCCUGUAAUGCCAGAGGUACGGUGCGCUGCGAGGACAAAAAGGGCGACUUCCUCUGUCACUGUUUCACAGGCUGGGCAGGAGCCAGAUGUGAGAAAGAUGUCGACGAGUGCAGCAAGAGAAACGGAGGGUGUGACCACGAGUGCAACAACACUAUGGGCAGUUACCGCUGCUCCUGUCACCAAGGCUACAUGUUGGUAGGACGUCACAUGUGUAACGAUGUGGAUGAGUGUGAGGUCCCAGGUGUGUGUGGAACCGCACGAUGUGAGAAUAAGGAGGGCAGCUAUGAGUGCCUGUGUGAUAUCGGCUACGUCUAUGACAAUGCAACCAAGCGCUGUGUGGAUGUGGAUGAGUGUGAGGCGGGUGUGUGUGCAGAGGAGUGUCUGAACACGCCAGGGAGUUUCCGUUGCUUCUGUGAUGGUCGUCAGGGCAUGAAGCUGGGCCAGGACCUCCGGAGCUGUAAGCCUAUAACUGCCUGUAUGUCGCCGUCUCUGAAGAGGAACUCUCACUCCCUCUACCUGGGCCGCAUGUUCAGCGGCGUGCCAGUGGUGAGGCUGCGUUUCCGCCGCAGGAUUCAAACUGGCUUUUCUGCAGAGUUUGACUUUCGCACCUACGACCCUGAGGGGGUGAUUUUCUUUGCCGGUGGUCACCUAAACAGCUCCUGGAUUGUGCUGGCAAUGCACCAUGGGAAGCUGGAGCUGCAGCUGAAGUACGGCACAGUCAGCAGGGUCACCAGCAGCGGACCCAUCGUCAGUGACGGCCAGUGGAGAAAGAUCUCGGUGGAGGAGCAGGGGCGGAGUCUAGUGAUUAAGAUUGACAGGGAGGCAGUCAUGAAGAUUGCAGUAAACGGUGAUCUGUUUACGCUAAAGAAGGGCAUGCACGAACUCAACCUCACCGUGGGAGGAGUCCCUUUCAGAGAGGACGGCCUCGUCAAUCAGGUGAACCCCCGUCUGGACGGCUGCAUGAAGGAGUGGAGGUGGUUGACGGGUGAAGAUACGUCCAUACAAGAAACCAUUCGGUCAAACGACAACAUGCAGUGUUUCAGCACCGAGGUUCCUGGAGCGUAUUACCCCGGCACAGGCUUCGCUCUCUUCAACAUCAGCUAUGAAUCACAGAACCUGAGCGUACAGUUGACCCUGCGUCCAACUUCUGCGAUCGGAGUGCUGUUUGCACUUGUUCACCAGGACAGAGUCCCUCUCUCCAUCACUCUAGCCGACUAUCAUCCCGACACUGAUGAAUGGCGAGAUUAUAUUCUGAUAUCUGCAGGUGAUGUCAUCAUUGCCAGCUCCCCUGCCCCCCUGUGUGACGGGGAGAGUCAUGAAAUCCAGGUGACGAUAUCAGGCAACCAAACUCUGCUGCUGGUCGAUGGCCGGUCUGGACGUAGUGAAGACACCGAAAUUCCUUUUGACGUCCUGUCACAAUCCACCACCUUUAUAGGAGGCCUCCCUGAUGUUCCUCUGGUGUCCACGCUGGUGUCGGCGCCCUACAGCGGCUGCAUGGAGGUCAGUGUUAACGGAAAGCCUCUGGACUUGGACCAGGCCAUCCACAAACACAACGACAUCCGCUCACACUCCUGCCCCCUGCUGGACUCUCACCAGUGACCACAGCAACUGAUGCAUAAGCAGUUUAUUGAGGCAAUGGGGAUUAUUUCCAAUAUAUUUAUAAAAGCUUUGACCAGUGGGGGAAUGUUUUAGAUUGGAAUGUAAAAAAAGAAAAGAAAAGAAGCUAGACCAGGUGUUGUGGUUCAGCAGGAGCCUUAGCCCAGGAUCACCCUGUCCUUGUACUGAGAUGACACUGCUGCCUAGAGGCAUUUGCAGGGAUUUUCACAAUAUCCUCAGUCUAAUGACUUAAUACGCCAAUAAGCAAUGUCCCCUGUACUAGGCAGAGGAUAUGGGCAUACAUGCUGCACAACAUUGCCUCAAAAACUGCCCAUGUAUCACAGCCUUGUAAGCCCACAAGAACACACAGGGCCUUAUUUAGAUCAAUGUCCAAUGGUUGGGCUUGGGUCGGCCCACUACGCCUGGCAUCAUGAGCUUAAAUGCAGAUCUGACUGGACCUUUUGUAGGCAGAGUGACUCUGCACUGCAGCAACUCCGCUGAUAGAGCUGCGGUCAUGUUGCUUACAUCCAGUCCACCUAAGGCCCACGCUCACAAAGCUUGAAAUAAUCAAGUGCUCAUGUAGAAUCUGAUGAAAUGAAAAAAAAAAAAAACCUGGGGACCAGAUAAUAAGUCCUUCAUCAGCUACCCUACUCAGAGAAAAUGUGUGAAUAACGCUCAGAUCUUCAGAUGAGUGUUUGGUGCAUAAUGACUUUAGGGGUUGAUUGGGGACUAAAUCAAUCUUAUUUUCUCCUCACAAGAUGAAUCCCCUGUGGUGGCGGGGUAUUAGGCACAACUUUGUGUUCUGUAGAAAACUUUGCACAUUGUUGCAGGUAGCAAUGGACUGCGUGUGAAGCCAUUUUCUUGAUUUCCUCUCGACUAAAGCAGCACUCCAUGUCUGCCUGCAACCUCAAAAAUCUACCAUGUGCCUACAAAGAACAACCAACCCAAACUUCACAACAGCUUCCCUCCAAACAGGUGAAUCAUGUCACAAAGGUGCAGUACUGUAACACACAAACAGAGCUAAUGCUUCUCUUAAUAAAAUGUUGUACUCAUUGCAGUUAAUACACUAUGCAUUUCCACGUGUGCAUUUUGGAGUAUUGCAGUCUUUUAAAGAUUUGACUGACACCCUGAUUCUCAAUAAUCUUCAAUCCCUAACUCCAUCACAAAAGCCCCUUCUCUCUGUCUCUCUCUCUCAGAAUAACACACUCACAUUUAAUACCUGCCAACAACAGACCUGAGGAUGAUAGAGUAGUCUCAGACGCACAGGCAGACCGGAUGGGGACCUCUCCAUUAAGGAGAGAGUGAGCACUGCAUUUAACGCACCACACAAGCUACUGAGAGUAAAAAGAGUGCGCUGUAAGAUACUGAAUAUGUAAAUAAUGUGACUGUACAAUGCUUUAUAGAAGACAGAAAACAAAAGAACACUACCUUAUGCUCAAUGAGGUUUUCUGCACAUUUAAGUUGAUCCAAGUCGAACAGUAAUCUGAGUCUCUCAAAUGCAUCUGCUUCCUAAAAACCAUUUGAGCAACAAAGACGCAAUUCUUUUCUUGAAAUAGGAAUUGCGAGACGGGGAGAGCAAUAGCCAGGGAUCAAAGUAUCGUAAAUCUUUGGGGACUCAGUUUUUUAAUUAGAUUUUACAGGUGCUGAUCAAAUCAAAACACAAUAAAAAGAGAGAAUGUCAGGAGCAUUGUGAAUGAGAAUGCCAAAAGGGCUCCAGUGUUGUUUUACUUCCCUCUGUAUUGUAUCAUUUCUUUUCAAGUUUCUGAUGAAUGAAUGCCAUAAUAUAAAGCUUGAUGAGUUAUUUUUUUUUUUUUUUUAUCAUGUGUUGUAUAUUGAACUUGUCUUUAGUUUUCAUUUUUCACUUUAACUGCCAGUAUGUGUACAAUGCUGAGAGGAGUCUGCCUUCAAGUUUCAACUUCCCUCAACAGUGAAAAUCCUAUUUAAAAAUAAAAGCAGUUGUAUGAACAUCAUAGAGUAAAAUUGUAUUUUCAAAAAUAA
Molecule: messenger RNA, 4355 nt
Organism: Cottoperca gobio
Lineage: Eukaryota; Metazoa; Chordata; Actinopteri; Perciformes; Bovichtidae
Gene: gas6
Product: growth arrest-specific 6
Exons: 15
Coding region: 411-2360 (649 amino acids)
Cellular component (GO): extracellular region
Molecular function (GO): calcium ion binding
Source: RefSeq, a predicted model, not a curated record